Rhododendron vialii is the source of this 1555-nucleotide messenger RNA. RefSeq lists its product as uncharacterized. The record is from RefSeq and is a predicted model, not a curated record. Bases 14 to 610 code for a protein of 198 amino acids. The transcript is spliced from 2 exons. Lineage: Eukaryota; Viridiplantae; Streptophyta; Magnoliopsida; Ericales; Ericaceae.
GGAUAAAUAAACAAUGAUCAAUCUUCUUCACCACUCCCAAUACGAAUACCCUCCUCUCUCUUUUUAUCUCUCCGCUUCAUCCUCCUCCUCCUCCUCCUCGUCUCUCCCUCUCUCUAGAAUCUGUUUGCAUCAUCGUCGUCGUUGCAACAUGGCCAGAUCUAUGUAUCGAUCCGUAAUCCGAACUUGUUCUCCUCUAGUUUCUUCGAAACCAUCAUCAACGACAAGCAGUACAUCUCAUCAUCAUCGGUUGGUAGCCUUCCGAAGUCAAUCGAGUCAAUCGGAGUCAGCGGAGACAUUAUUGGCGGUUGAGAGGAUAGAGGACGCCAUCCACCGUAUAAUAGAAAGGAGAUCCGCUCCUGAUUGGCUUCCCUUGCUCCCCGGAUCCUCGUAUUGGGUUCCUCCGCGUAAACGAUCCUCCUACGGUAUCGCCGAUUUGCUAGAGAAGUUGGCCAAUUCUCUCACCGACGAGGAGCUCAUGUCGCUCGCCACUUCUCGCGGCUGGCCUUCCUCCGCUUUCUUUCUCAAUAAUAAUGAUGAUGCAUCUCCAGAUCCUGCAGAGGUAGAGUCAGCUUCCACAAGUACAUCACAGUCUGCGGAGGAGGAAGGAUAACACACGUUUCUGACUAACCUGGCUUCUGGGGUCAGUUUGGUUUUGCUUUUUAGCUGCAUAUUGAUUUUGAGUUACCUUGCAAAUUUACAAAUGAAUAGCUUUAUGAGAAAUGAGAUCAAUAAUCACGUAAGAAACAAGAAAUCGAUAUCGUGGUCUAAUUGUUGUCUGCACUAAUUAACUAAGCAAUAUGGUCUAUAUAAAUCUACCCCUGGGUUUUUCCCUACCCUGGAUACCCCCUUAUGAAGGAGUAUAUUAGACGUAAUUUGUAAAACGGAACUAAUGCUAUUGAGAUUAAUUCAUAAAUCGAAUAGGAGUAUUGUACUUGGUAGGCCUUUCAAUUGCCUUUCAUUUGUGAAAUAUGGCAUUGGUAAAACUUGAUUUCUGCUGUAUCAGAGUUUGUAUUGAGGUUGAUUAUCUUAUGUUACAUGUGCUGGAAGUUGGUUCGAAUCCUGAUUUUCAAGUUGAAAUGCUGAUUCUAUGUGAACCUCAAUGGAGAUGAUAUUCUAAUUCAACUGUUUGGAUGUGCAGGCUCAUCAUCACUUGUGUAAAUUUUAUGGGGUUGUGAAUAGAGAAGUAGAGGUGUAGCUGAGACCAUCUUUCGUUGUGGGAGGAGCUGUACAGAUGCAACCUGGGUAGGGAUUGGUGGGGAAUGCUGCUUUAAUUUAUCGUCUGCAGUAUCAAAACAUUCGGGCUUUUAGCUGUGUAGUUCUUUAUCUUUUUAUUAAGAGACUAGGCUGUGGAUCUGCAGUUCCAUUGUAUACCUUUUUGGACACCCUUUGUCCCGCGUCCUGUCUGAAGUGUCUGUCAUAUGCUUUUGAUUUGUGUUCUUUGCUCCUUUAAUUUGCAAUACGUAACCAAUUGUUUAGAAUCUUUUUGUGUCUCUGCUUCUGCAACUUGACUGUUUAUUGCUGGAAACCAACAAUUUAAUAUGCCCGGUGUUCUUUC